UAGUUGACUUCAAACCUCAUGCCAAUAUGGAUACUGCACAUCACAUGCUUCUGUUUGGAUGUGGUUCACCCUCUUCUACUGAAGAAUACUGGGAUUGUGGUGCUGGAACCUGUACAGAUAAAUCUAGUAUCAUGUAUGCAUGGGCUAGAAACCCCCCCCCAACCAAGCUUCCAAAAGGUGUUGGCUUUAAAGUAGGAGGAAACUCUGGAAUUAAGUAUUUUGUGCUCCAAGUUCAUUUUAUGGAGAUGCAAAGGCAUUCCAAGAUAAACAUAAAGAUUGCACUGGAGUAACUGUGCAGAUAACACCGGAUAGGCAGCCACUGAUUGCUGGUAUUUAUCUCCUGAUGUCAAUGGACACUGUUAUCCCACCAGGGGAAAAAACAGUGUACUCGGAUAUUGCUUGUAUGUAUGAGAAACCUUCAAUGUACCCGUUUGCCUACAGAGUCCACACUCAUCAGUUAGGUCAAGUUGUUAGUGGGUACAGGAUCAGAAAUGGCAAGUGGACUUUAAUUGGAAGACAGAGCCCUCAGCUACCACAGGCAUUUUAUGCUGUUGAACAUCCUCUUGAUGUUCACGCUGGUGAUAUUCUGGCAGCCAGAUGUGUUUUCACAGGUGAAGGAAGAACAUCUAAUACAUAUAUUGGAGGCACUUCCAGUGAUGAAAUGUGCAACCUGUAUAUAAUGUAUUACAUGGAAGCUGCUCAUGCCAGUUCUUAUAUGACGUGUGUGCGGACGGGGGACCCAGCCAUGUUUCAUCACAUCCCUGAGAUAGCCAAUAUCCCAGUCCCUGUUAGUCCUGACAUGGUAAUGGGACACGGCAGUCACAAAAGUAUGACGGAACAUGAAGAAAGAAAUAUACAGCAACAGCCUAAAAGGGAAGAGGAGCAAGUGAUGGAUCAGGGUGAUUUCUAUUCCGUCCUUUCCAAACUGCUAGGCGAAAGGGAAGAUGUUGUUCAUGUCCAUAAAUAUAACCCCACUGAUAUUAUAAACUCUGAUCUCGUAGAGGAGAUCGCUGAUGUGGUGCAAAAGAAAGACCCUGGCUGGUACAUAUCCAGACAAGUGUUAGCACACAAGGAGAGGCCUGAUACGAUUCUGGUCAGAGAUCGAAUUCACAAAUUCCACAGAUUAGAAUCCACGUUGAGACCACCAGGGAAUAAUAUGCUGUCUCUGGUGCAGGAAGCUAAACUUGGUGGAGUGGACAAACAGCAUCCAGGAGAUGCACAUUUAGAGGAAGUUAUUGAGUGGCCUGGGCUCAAACUCCAUCUAGGGCAAGUGUCAGGGCUGGCACUGGACCCCAACAAUAACUUGGUUAUAUUUCACAGAGGCAAUCAUAUAUGGGAUGAAAAUUCAUUUGACAGGAACUUUGUUUAUCAAGAAAGAGGAAUAGGACCAAUUGAGGAAAGUACUAUACUUACUGUCAAUCCCAACAGUUCCACUAUUCUACAGUCCACAGGCACAAAUCUGUUUUAUUUACCUCAUGGUAUAACAGUUGAUAGAGAUGGAAACUUUUGGGUCACUGAUGUCGCUCUUCAUCAGGUUUUCAAAUUAGGGCCCGAUGGUUCACGUAUUUUUACACUGGGUAAGGCUUUUCAACCGGGCAGUGACCGGAACCACUUCUGUCAACCAACUGAUGUUGCAGUGGAUCCAAUAACAGGCAAUUUCUUUGUGUCCGAUGGCUACUGCAACAGUAGAAUCAUGCAGUUCUCACCUCAAGGCAUGUUCAUCAUGCAGUGGGGAGAAGCUUCCUCAUCAAGGACUGCUAAGCCUGGAGAGUUCCGCAUCCCACACAGUCUGGCUCUGAUACCUGACCAAGGGCAGCUUUGUGUGGCUGACAGAGAGAACGGGAGGAUUCAGUGUUUCCAUUCUGAAACAGGACACUUUGUUAAAGAAAUCAAACAUGCAGCAUUUGGAAGUAGAGUCUUUGCUGUCGCCUAUGGCUCAGGAACAUUGUAUGCUGUAAAUGGGAAAUCCUAUUAUGGGGAUUCAGAGCCUGUACAAGGCUUUGCAAUGAACUUCACUACAGGGGACAUUCUUGACACCUUUGUUCCAGUUAAAAAGAAUUUUGACAUGCCCCAUGACCUUGUGGCAUCAGACGAUGGAGUGGUGUACGUUGGAGAUGCCCAUGCCAACACAGUGUGGAAAUUCUCACCCUCAGAAAAAGCAGAACAUAGGUCUGUGAAAAAAGCUGGUAUUGAGGUUGAAGAAAUAACAGGUAAGUUUUAUUAA
Molecule: messenger RNA, 2224 nt
Organism: Staurois parvus
Lineage: Eukaryota; Metazoa; Chordata; Amphibia; Anura; Ranidae
Source: the annotation of a GenBank genome assembly